Molecule: messenger RNA, 1449 nt
Organism: Eimeria acervulina
Lineage: Eukaryota; Apicomplexa; Conoidasida; Eucoccidiorida; Eimeriidae
Exons: 1
Coding region: 1-1449 (482 amino acids)
Source: RefSeq, a predicted model, not a curated record
AUGGGGGCCAACAACUCAACAUGUUUACCGUGCAAGGUGGCUGGAAGCAAUGCACGCCGGAACAAGCAACUUAAUGCUCAGAUUCUCAGCAACCAAAUCCAGGUUCUGAAGAAGGUAUCGACGGCGGCAGAGCCCCAGGGAGCGAGUCUAACACCUCCGGAGGUGGCUGUACCACGGGAUCCCUCUGCCAAUGGAACUUCUACUAACGGUGAGUCACUUCAGAGACGCAGCGACACCCUUCGCUUACAAGGGUCGGCCAUCGGACAAACACAGCCAGAACAUCUUCAGCAGCACACUGAAGGCCAGGGGCUGCAACAGGUUGAAGAGCUGCAGGAAGAGCCGCCAGUGCAAGAGGGGGAAAUCCGCCCAGACCAGGAAACAGACCGAAACUCCAAAGCGAAAUGCUCACUGGAUCUAUCCUCGCCUCCGCCAAAGAGAUCAAUAACAGUGGUGGAGCAGCGUCCAAAAGACGGGAGUCCGAAGCCACAGCAACACAUCCACGUCCCUUCUCACAUGCUGGCGGCUGGAUGCGAUGCGAUUUGCAUACAGCACCAGGGCACUCAACAAGCGCUUCUUAGCCCGCAUAGCUGCUCAGUGGCCCACAGAGUAGCAGCUGCCCUCAGAGCAGCUGCUGGUGAACGUGCAGCUGCAGCUGCAGCACGCGCAGCACAGGCAGGCGAAGCAGCCAAAACAGUGCCAAAGAAGCAUGCGGGGCAGCGUAAGGAGGCCAGUAGCUUCCAGACCCAAUCAUCUGCUGUAGGGUGCAGAGCGCUACGAAUUGCAACGGGAAGUAGUGCAGACAGUACUUUAGAAAAGCAGGCUAUCCCUGAACAAGAGGAACUGCGUCCACUUCCACAGAACAGCUGCUUCCCCCAGGUGUCAUGUUUCUCCUCUAACGAUGAAGGCGCCAGUGAAAUUACUGUCAGGCAACAGGCGGAGCACUGCCAGGCAAAGGCUGUGAGCAUCUCGUCACCGGAGCAGUCUCUCAUUUCGGCGGCGAAGUUGGUAGGCGAAAUGUUUUCCGGAGCCGCUGCAGCUGCUAUGGCGAUGGCCUCCUCAUCGCCUGGGCAUAGAACCUGUGACAGUGCAGAACAGUCAUUUGCGACAAUUGGGGACAGUUGCCUUGUUUCUGGUGAGGGAUUCCCGCAAGCAACUGGGACGGGCGAUGACAAAGGCGGAGAACUGCACGAGGGUGCAGUGGUUCUGCUGGGGGCGGUGGACAGAGCUAUGGACGCCAUCACCAGCGACGAAUUUAAAAAACAGGCAAGUAGCGAUAAUUCCGUUGCUAGCAAGUACUCUGGCAGACGUUUAGGUUCUUCUACGAUGCGUUGCCAUGAUUGGCUCAAAUGCGCUGCAGGCCGUCACACUGCUGAGCCAAUCGAUAAGUGUUGCAGCAUCUGUGGUGGAGGCGGUCAAGACUUGUGGAGACUCAACACAGAAACAGGGUGA